Messenger RNA from Botrytis fragariae, 993 nucleotides. RefSeq names its product putative nap family protein. Gene Ontology annotation, biological process: nucleosome assembly. Gene Ontology annotation, cellular component: chromatin; nucleus. The transcript has 3 exons. The record is from RefSeq and is a predicted model, not a curated record. Bases 1 to 993 code for a protein of 330 amino acids. NCBI's taxonomy places the organism in Eukaryota, Fungi, Ascomycota, Leotiomycetes, Helotiales, Sclerotiniaceae. Gene Ontology annotation, molecular function: histone binding; chromatin binding.
AUGCGACAAACCUUCGCAUUUACAACCGCAGCUAUGGCAGCAGCUUUAGAAGAUACCCCCGUUUCCUACGAAGAUUUGGCAGAAAUUGAAAGGGAAUUUGAUGAUGUUGAAACGGAAAUCAUUCGACAACAAGUUUCCCUUACUCAACCUCUGUAUGCCCGUCGCAACAAAACUAUCUCUCAGAUUCCCAAUUUCUGGGCCCUGGUACUCGAACAGGCUCCUCCAGAUAUAGAUCAAUACAUUCAACCUUCCGAUUCCGCUCUUCUACUUUCCUCACUUACCUCCCUACAUGUAUCGCAUUUCGAACUCGAAGAUCCACAAUCCAACAAUGGAGGAGAUCCAAGAUCUGUAUCAAUUACGUGGACUUUCUCUCCAAAUGAAUAUUUUACAGAUGAAAAAUUGGUCAAGAAGUUCUGGUAUAGAAAGAGUCUUGGAGGUUGGUGUGGUUUGGUCAGUGAACCAGUUAGGAUUCAUUGGAAAAAGGGGAAAGAUUUAACCGGCGGCUUAUUGGAUAUGGUGUGUGAUGCUUGGGAUGCAGAACGAAAGGAAAAUUCGAAAAUUACUCCACAACACAAAUCACUCGAGAAGAAAAUGAACAAUACAAGUAUGGGAGGUUUAAGUUUCUUCGCAUGGUUUGGAUUUAUUGGUCGAAAAGUUAGUGAGGAAGAAAGUAAAGAAGCAAAUGCGAGAGAUUUAGCAAAGAGAGAAGCUAGAAAAAAUGGAGAGAAGGUGGUCGAAUCGGAUAAUGAUGAGGUCGAUGAAGAUGAUGAGGAUGAUUUGGGAAUGAAAUUGGAAAUCUUUCCGGAUGGUGAUGAUCUUGCUAUUGCUAUUACGGAAGAUUUAUGGCCUGGUGCUAUCAAAUAUUUUACCGCAGCACAAGAACAAGAUGCACUAUCAGAUGCAGAUUUUGAAUCAGAUGGUGAUGAUGAUGAUGAAGAAGAAGAAGAAUCGAAUGAAGCAGAGAGACCAAACAAGAAACAAAGAUCCUCUUAA